This is a messenger RNA of Onychostruthus taczanowskii (white-rumped snowfinch), 1121 nucleotides long. Its product is annotated as homeobox protein HMX1-like. The record is from RefSeq and is a predicted model, not a curated record. Gene Ontology annotation, biological process: regulation of transcription by RNA polymerase II. Bases 1 to 891 code for a protein of 296 amino acids. Lineage: Eukaryota; Metazoa; Chordata; Aves; Passeriformes; Passeridae. The transcript has 2 exons. Gene Ontology annotation, molecular function: DNA-binding transcription factor activity, RNA polymerase II-specific; RNA polymerase II cis-regulatory region sequence-specific DNA binding.
AUGGUUGUCCCAGAGCAGCCAAGCUCUCAAGAGCCCCACCAAGGGCUCCCCACACCGAGCUUCGUCCGCGGGCCACGGGCCCGGCUCCAGCGUCGGCCGGAGCGAGCGGGGCCAGGAGCCGCCGGCGGGCCCGCGGGACGGGACGGGCGGCCGGAGCCGGGAGCGCCUGGCGGCCACUCCCGCCGCAGGUACCGCGGGACAGCCGGGGGCUCCCGGGGGGGGACGGCGGGUCUGGGACACCCCGGGCCCGGGAAGGCACCACUGCGCCCUGGCUGCUCGGGGGCGGAGGGGGCGGGCGGUUCCCCACGCGGUGCCCGGGCCUGGCUGACCCUUUCCUUCUCCUCAUCCCUGUGCGCAGGAGCAGGCGGGAGGCCAUCGGGAGCGGAGCAGCCCGUGCCGGAGGAGGCUCCCGAGUGCCCGGGCCCCGAGGAGCCGUGCGGGCGCGGCGGGCGGCGGCUGCGCACGGCGUUCAGCGCGGAGCAGAUCAGCACCCUGGAGAGCUCCUUCCAGCGGCAGCAGUACCUGGGCGCCGCCGAGCGCCGGCAGCUGGCGGGCAGGAUGCGCCUCUCCGAGGUGCAGAUCAAGACGUGGUUUCAGAACCGCCGGAUGAAGCUCAAGCGGCAGCUGCAGGAGUUGAGGACGGAGCCCUUCUGCAGCCCCGCUCUCCCUUACGGACCUCAGGGCGCUGUGGUGCCCCUGCCGCUCACAUACGUGGCCCGGCCACCACCUCUGCCCCGGCAAGGGGCUGCCUCUGAGGGCUUCGCUGUGGCGGCCCUGCCGGCACCCGCCCUGGACCUCAGCAGCGCCUGCAGAGCACAGCCGGUUGGCUUUUGGGCAGCACCCUGCUUUGUGGGGUACCGGGACCCCAGGGCUUUCCUGCUGGGUGUCUGACCGUCUGAUACCAGCUAGGACUAAAGAGGAUUUGCACUACUGACAGAUAUGUGGGCUGCUCUCGUCCGUAACUGCUUGGUGGAGUUAUGAUGCAGCACCGAUUUAAACAUUUACAAAGACAUGCUGGACAAUCUGAAUCGUGGACUUGAAUUUAAAGGCAACUGUAAAAUAUAAACGGGGUGGGACAAACAAUAAUAUAAAUGGAAUCUUUUAAUAAACCUAUUUUUUCC